Molecule: messenger RNA, 792 nt
Organism: Fulvia fulva
Lineage: Eukaryota; Fungi; Ascomycota; Dothideomycetes; Mycosphaerellales; Mycosphaerellaceae
Product: High-affinity methionine permease
Exons: 2
Coding region: 1-792 (263 amino acids)
Biological process (GO): amino acid transmembrane transport
Cellular component (GO): membrane
Molecular function (GO): L-amino acid transmembrane transporter activity
Source: RefSeq, a predicted model, not a curated record
AUGAACGAGGUCAAGGAUCCGGUACGAACCUUGAAAUCAGUGUCUCUGACAGCACUGGCGACCGCAUGCGCGAUGUACGCGCUGGUCAACGUGGCAUACUUCCUGGUUGUGCCAUUGGACGAGGUGCGUAGCAGUGGAGAACUCAUCGCUGCCCUAUUCUUCGAACGAGUCUUUGGCCAAGCCUUCGGCCGCCGAAUACUCCCACUCAUGGUGGCUUUGAGUGGUGUUGGGAAUGUUAUGGUAGUGACGUUUGCACUGGCUCGUCUCAACCAAGAGAUCGCCCGAACAGGACUCAUCCCUGGUGGCCGACUGCUCUCGACAACCAAGCCGUUUGGCUCACCUCUCGGCGGCCUCAUCAUACAUUGGAUACCAUCAGCUCUAGUCCUGACAAUCCCAAGCGGCGACGUCUACUCUUUCAUCCUGGAAGUGGAAGGGUGUCCGGGUCAGAUCGUCGCACUUGCUACAGCGAUUGGUCGCAUCUGGUUGAGGUUCAACCGUCCAGAUCUUCAUCGUCCUUACAAAGCUUGGAUACCCGGCGUGCUUGUGCGGUCAUGUAUCGCAGUAGCGUUACUGCUGGCGCCCUUCUUCCCCAGUGAGAUACAGAAGGCGAAAGGUCUGAUCGGUGGAACGGCAUAUGCUCUCGCUGGAAUCGCCAUUCUCCUUUUCGGCGCGCUGUACUGGUACGUGUUUGCGAAGCUGCUCCCACACUGGCGCGGAUACAAGCUCGCAGAUCAGACGGAGUUGCUGGCUGAUGGCACCACCAUCACCAAAAUUGCGCAUGUUCCGUUGUGA